Molecule: messenger RNA, 3474 nt
Organism: Hevea brasiliensis (rubber tree)
Lineage: Eukaryota; Viridiplantae; Streptophyta; Magnoliopsida; Malpighiales; Euphorbiaceae
Product: proline-rich receptor-like protein kinase PERK15
Exons: 14
Coding region: 308-2071 (587 amino acids)
Biological process (GO): protein phosphorylation
Molecular function (GO): ATP binding; protein kinase activity
Source: RefSeq, a predicted model, not a curated record
AAAAAUAAUAAAACCGGGUCUUUCAAUCCCCUGCCAUUAGUUUUUUUCUUUUAUUUUUUUCCCUUAAUCACCUGUCAUUUGUCAAUCCCUAAUUGCGCAUUGCCAAUCCAUCUUAUUUUUAAUUAGAAUUCCUAUCGUGUUGAGGACAUACCCUUUUUGAAAUCCCUAUCUGUCUCUCUAAGUCUUUUCCAUCUUUUUUCACAGCCAUCAUCAAGCAAAAGAGAAAUUCGAGCAAGAAAAUUGCCUAACUCUGCAACUCGCUCCCUCUCUUACAGCAUAGGUGUUAGUUGGGACUCUGCAACUCUUGAUGGCUUCCUGCUCUGGAAAGAGCGCUGACACCAGAGAUGGUGGAUCUACUUUACAAGAACCAAAUCCACCUGUUUUGAGGAAAUAUACUUAUGAGGAACUAUCAAAGGCGACUCAUUAUUUCUCCAACAGUAAUAGGCUUGGCUCAGGUGGUUUUGGUGAUGUCUUCAAGGGAUCACUAGAUGGUAAAGUCGUUGCUAUCAAGAAACUUAAAUAUAAAAAGGAUGGAGAGCCACAACAUAAAUUAGAUGAGAUCGAGUACCUUAAAAGAGUGAGUCACCGAAAUCUUGUUAAGUUGAUUGGCUACUGCGAUGAAGGCGCAGAUAAAUUGCUUGUCUUAGAGUUUGUUCCCAAUAAGACCUUGAGACAUCAUUUAGACGGAAAAGAGAAUGUAUUAGAGUGGUCAAUGAGAAUGAAAAUCGCCAUAAAAUCUGCAUAUGGAUUGCAAUAUCUGCAUGAAAACUGUAAAAUUAUACAUCAAGAUAUUAAGGCAGAUAAUAUACUUCUCGACAAUAAAUUUGAGCCAAAGGUUACAGAUUUUUCGCUUGCCAAGUUUUUGCCAAAUAUUGGUAAUGUUAGCCAUAUCACCAGUCUAUUCAAGGGAGCUAACGUUUAUGCAGAUCCAGAGUAUGGAAUACAAAAAGUCUCUGAGAAGUCAGAUAUCUAUUCCUAUGGCAUUGUUCUUCUAGAGCUAAUUACUGGAAAAAAAGCUUUAAGUAAAAGUGAUAAUAUUGCUAAUUGGGCAAAAUCUAGAAUUGAAGAAGCGUUGAACAAUAAAAAAUACAUGGAUUUUGUUGAUUUCAAAUUGCAUGGGGCUUACGAUGAAAGACAAAUGCAAAGAAUGAUUUCUUGUGCUGCAGCUUGUGUAUAUGAACCUUCAAACUCUCGACCAGACAUGAAACAGAUAAUUGAAAUUCUUGAAGGAACUAUACCUAUGGAGGGGACAAUAUCUCUUCACGGGGCCGCUCUUAUUGAUCUACAAUCUGCACUUGGCAUUGAGAGCCUACAAAUUAGUUCGCCAGUAAUUUUUACUUAUCAAGAACUAGCAAAGGCAACAAAUCAUUUCUCUAACAACAAUUUGCUUGGUGAGGGUGGUUUUGGUAUGGUAUAUAAGGGCUCUCUCGGAAAUAAUGGGAUCGUUGCAAUUAAGAAGCUUAAAUAUCUAGGUGAAGAAUUGCGCACAAGUGAAUUUGAGGAGGAGAUCAAGACCAUUAGCCGCAUCUAUUAUCGACAUCUUGUUAAGCUGAUUGGAUACUGCAAUGAAGGAAUCAAUAGAUUGCUUGUUUAUGAGCUUGCUCCCAACAAAUCCUUGCGAUUUCAUUUACAGAGAAAUAUCAGGAAGACUAUGAAUUGGUCAACCAGAGUGAGAAUCGCCAUGGGUGUCGCGAAAGGAUUGGCCUAUUUGCAUGAAUGGUGUCAGCCUAAGAUCAUACAUGGAAAUAUUAAAGUGGAUAACAUUCUUCUUACUAAUAGCUUUGAACCAAAGAUUUCAGAUUAUGGAUUUGCCAAAGAGAAUGAGGAGCUUUCAAAUUCUUAUAUUCCUAUUAUCUAUAAUUCAAAAGGAUCUUUGGGUUAUUUGGCUCCUGAGUAUAUCAAUAGUAGGAAGCUUACUGAUAAGUGCGAUGUCUUUUCCUUCGGUAUUAUACUUCUGGAAUUGAUUACUGGGAAAAGAGCUAUUAAGAAUGAAGGCAUUUUUCACAAUAGAUUGUCUAUUUUGCGACUUCGACUAUGGAUGGCAAUUUGGCUGAGGGAAUUAAUCUCCUGACGUUGGAUGAAGAGGUGGCUGGUUUAGUUGUGGAAGAGGUGGAGGUAGUUGUGCAGGAGAAGGGUUUUUGUCUGGUAGGCAGGUUUUUGAUGGAGAAGGGCAUUAAUUUCAAUGCCAUGAAGCAAACAAUGGCAAAUUUGUGGCAUCCAGGGAAGGGUGAGUAUUCGGGAGAUUGGGGAUUCUCUGUUUAUGUUCCAAUUUUUCCAUGCUGUUGAUGUGCAAAGGGUAAUUGAAAUGUCUCCUUGGAUUUUUUAUCAACAUUUAUUAUUAUUCCAUCAUUUGCAGCCCCAUGAACAACCCCAGCAGGUCCCAUUUCUUUUGUACUCUUAUUUGGGUUCAGGUUCAGGAGGAUUAGGGUUCAUAUCAAAGAUCAGGUUCCCUUGAAGAGGAAGAUGAAACUCAAACGGCCGAGUAGGGAGUGGGUUUGGUUCUCUUUUAGAUAUGAGAGCCUGCCCAGGUUUUGCUUUCUAUAUGGUUUGCUUGGCCAUACGGAGGGAUUUUGUCCCCUUCUUUUUGAAGCCCAUGGUGAGCAGCUAGGGCGUAGAUAUGGGCUGGAGACGAGGGCGCUAACUCAUUGGAAUAAUCAAAUGAUGGGGCAGCUGUGGUUGAGGUACGAAUUGUCGGAGGUGGAAGAUGUUGCAGUUGAUCGGUACAGUAUCCCGAAACAUGUAUAGUUGGAAAGAGGGGAUUGUGGGGGUGGAGUUGCUUUAAAGGAUAAGGGUGUUGGGUUUGAAAAUCAGACAUGCAAGUUACGUCUGAAACACAAGGGGUUUGUUUCUACUAGGCACUCUUGGUGAUACGAUUUCACAUGAUGGGAUGCUUAUUGUGGACCUAAAGUGACGUCAUCAUGAGAUGUCUUCUGCUAAGGACCAAACUCUGGAAAUGAGCAUUGACCAUGAUGUUCCAGUUUUUGAAAAUGCACUAUCAGUGGGACCAGGACCUGUUGUGAAUGCUUGUCAGCGUUGUUUAUCUGGUCCAAUGGAUCCUCUUUUGGCGGAGGCCUUCUCGUUUAGAGAGGCAGUGGGCUGGUUUAAAGGCAAGGGCAUAUUGAAUGUUGUGUUUGAAUCGAAUUGCUUGGGUUUUGGUUCAGUCGCUGCGAAGUUCUGUUGUUGAUAUUUCUUGUUUUGGAUUGGUUGUGUCUGAUUGUCAGUUGUUAAAUGAGCUAUCCCUUAGCUCUGUAGUGUUUGUGAAAAGGUCAGCGAAUUCAGCUGCCCAUUUGAUUUCAAAUUUUGAGUCUGAUCGUAAAGAGUGCAGUCCUGUCCUUUUUCAGUAACUUAUUUAGGUAAUUGAGAAAGUUGAAUAGUCAAGAGUGUAGUUGAAUUUUAAUUCAACUUUAUAUUUCUUUACAAUCAACCGUAAUGAUUUAUGAUAUUUAAUUGAAAUAAACAGUUAUAUUAUCAUUA